Molecule: messenger RNA, 2101 nt
Organism: Chanos chanos (milkfish)
Lineage: Eukaryota; Metazoa; Chordata; Actinopteri; Gonorynchiformes; Chanidae
Product: cytochrome P450 2C31
Exons: 9
Coding region: 85-1563 (492 amino acids)
Biological process (GO): xenobiotic metabolic process
Cellular component (GO): intracellular membrane-bounded organelle; cytoplasm
Molecular function (GO): iron ion binding; oxidoreductase activity, acting on paired donors, with incorporation or reduction of molecular oxygen, reduced flavin or flavoprotein as one donor, and incorporation of one atom of oxygen; heme binding
Source: RefSeq, a predicted model, not a curated record
AGCCUCUUAGUAACACACUUAGCAGAGGGCUAAAACAGAAUCACUGCAUGAAGACAAGUAUAAGCAAAGUUUUACAGACACAUAAUGGAGAUCUUUAACACACUGCUGUUGGUGGGCCUUGUCUUGCUGUUGGUGUUGGUGCUCAGGUGGAGGAGAAAUGCUUCUGGAGUUCGUUUGCCACCAGGGCCAUUUGCUCUUCCUCUUGUCGGCAAUUUACCUUGGAUGAACAAACACAAGCCCUUCCAAUCCUUCAUGAAGUGGAGUAGGGAAUAUGGACCAGUCCUGACUGUGUACAUGGGACCCCAAAGAGCAGUGGUUCUGGUGGGUUAUGACACAGUCAAAGAGGCUCUGGUGGACCAGGCUGAUGACUUCACGGGCCGAUUCCAAAUCCCUUUCGGUCAGAGAAUACUCAAAGGUUAUGGCUUGGCCAUCAGUAAUGGAGAAUGCUGGAAACAACUAAGGCGCUUCACACUCACCACACUCCGGGAUUUUGGGAUGGGACGCAAAAGGAUGGAGGCAUGGAUUCAGGAGGAGAGUAAACAUCUACUGAACAGCAUGAGUGAAAACAAAGCUGCUCCCUUUGAUCCCAUGGUCUUCCUAAGCCGAGCUGUGUCCAAUGUUAUCUGUGCUCUGGUGUUCGGUCAGCGUUUCAGUUACGAUAACCAUCAUUUCCGGGACCUGCUCCAAAUCAUUUCUGACGUAUUACGCCGUGGUAGCACCCCCAGUGGACAGUUGUACAAUAUCUUCCCUCGACUGAUGGAAAUGCUGCCGGGGGGGCACCAAACUACCUUCAAAAACAUGGAGAGACUACGCAGCUUCGUUAUGGAGAGGAUAGAAGAACACAAGGAAAACCUGAAUCCUGAAGACCCACGAGAUUUCAUCGACUGUUUCCUCAUCAGACUCAACCAGGAAAAGGACAAUUCAAAUACAGAGUUUCACUAUGAUAACUUGGUGGCCACCUGCUUCAACCUGUUCCUGGCUGGGACCGAGACCACUAGCACCACUAUCAGAUAUGCCCUAAUGCUACUUAUCAAAUACCCACACAUCCAAGAGCACAUGCAGAAGGAGAUUGACACUGUGAUUGGGCAAGAGCGUAGUCCCUUAAUGGAAGACAGGAAGUCCCUCCCCUUCACUGACGCAGUGCUCCAUGAAGUGCAGCGUUACAUAGAUUUAGUGCCUCUCAAUGUUCCCCAUUAUGCCACUCACAACAUCUCCUUCAGGGGCUAUACUAUUCCUAAGGACACUGUGAUCUUUCCCAUGCUUCACUCUGUGCUGAGGGAUGAGAACCGCUGGCAAAAACCAUGGAGUUUUAACCCUGAACACUUUUUGGACAAGAAUGGGAACUUUAAAAAGGACCCUGCUUUCCUCCCUUUCUCUGCAGGUAAACGAUCGUGUGUAGGUGAGUCUCUGGCUCGUAUGGAGAUCUUUCUUUUCAUGGUGUCUCUGCUACAACACUUUACCUUCACUUGUCCUGGUGGUCCUGAGAGUAUAGACGCCAGUCCCGCGGUCAGCAGCUUUGCCAAAUUGCCCCGCAGAUAUGAGCUCAUCGCCACCCCCCGCUGAUCAACUGUGGUUCUGCCAGCUAAAUCCAUGGAUUAACCACACAGCAAUUACUCAUGAUUUAAACAGACAUGGCUGACAUAUAUUGAUGGAAUACACUGAUUUCUGUUAAAACUGAAACAUUAAUCCUUAUAUUCUCAACACACUAACAAUGUUGUUUUAGUGUGUUUGAAAGCUUCAUUUGUUGAUAUGAGUACCUAUGGAGUGCUUAACAGAUUUUUGGGGUUGUGGUGUUUAAAGGCAGGAGCAACCUCUGUCCAGUUAGAGGGCUGCUGGUUGUAGAUUAGCGAAUUCUCAGGGUUAGCGCUGGGGAAAAAAGGGACCACUCAUCCACUGAAAGCAUCACUUAAUGACAGUUUUAACAUGAGGAAAAGUCUUGUGGAAGAUCAAUCAGUCUGAAUCAUGUAAAAGUUUCAAUACCUGUUAACACCAUUCAGCACAAUCUUCAACAAGUAUACAGUAAUCCAGGGGUGGGCAAAUCCAGUCCUGGAGGGCCGGUGUUCUGCUGGUUUUUGUUUUCACCUCUUAGGUACCUGUUGAU